Messenger RNA from Dothidotthia symphoricarpi CBS 119687, 1833 nucleotides. RefSeq lists its product as uncharacterized. The transcript has 6 exons. Lineage: Eukaryota; Fungi; Ascomycota; Dothideomycetes; Pleosporales; Dothidotthiaceae. Bases 1 to 1587 code for a protein of 528 amino acids. The record is from RefSeq and is a predicted model, not a curated record. Gene Ontology annotation, biological process: transmembrane transport. Gene Ontology annotation, molecular function: transmembrane transporter activity. Gene Ontology annotation, cellular component: membrane.
AUGGGUAUUCCAUCAACGCAAGCGUCCAACGCUAUCAUCUACCUCACUUACGGAGCGUUCCUAGUCGUGGGAUGCUAUGUCGCAUGGCGUUUGCGCAACCAGAGCAAGACGGAAUGGCUGUCGAGUAAUCGUACACAGAAGGGCGGUCCGCUUGCUCUCAACUUCAUCGCAUCGGCUCUCGGAUCUGGAAUCCUCUUCUCAUACCCUCAGAUUGCGACAAUUGCUGGUGUGCAAGGAGUGUUGGUCUAUUCCUUGGCCUCUGCCUUGCCGCUUCUGGUUUUUGGUGCUCUGGGGCCCAUCAUCAGACGCAAAUGUCCUGAGGGGUUCGUCUUGACAGAAUGGACGAGGCAGCGUUAUGGAGCAGUCGCGGGCUUGUUCCUUAGUGCUUGCACACUUAUCACUAUGUUCCUGUACAUGGUUGCUGAGCUUUCAGCUCUGCAGCAGAUUGUCACUCUCCUAACAGGCCUGAACGGUCUUCCCGUGGUCAUAGUCGAAUGCGCCGUCACCACCAUUUACACCUCAUUCGGCGGGUUCAAGGUCUCCUUCGUAACAGACAAUAUCCAGGGUGUGAUGGUCCUCGGACUCAUCAUCCUAGGCGUCAUCGCCGUUGGUGUGGAAACAGACAUCGACCGCUCCCUCAUUGACCAAUCUGGCUUCCUCGGCUCGAGUCUUCUGGGCUGGCAACUCUUGUACAUCCUCCCUGUUGCCGUCCUAACCAAUGAUUUCUUCUUGAGCGGGUUCUGGAUGCGCACUUUCGCUUCGAAAACAGACAAAGAUCUCUGGAUCGGUGUCUCGCUUGCUACCGUUGGUGUUCUGAUUAUACUCACGCUGGUCGGCGUCUCCGGACUGCUCGCUGCAUGGUCCGGUGCGUGGACGCUCGGAGAUGAGGAAACUGGUUCGUUGUCGUUGUUCCUGCUCUUGGAACAACUCCCUGCAUGGGUUGUCGGUGUGGUCCUCGUCAUGACCGUGUCUCUCUCCACCGCUGCUUUCGACAGUUUCCAAUCAUCCAUGAUCAGCACCGGCAGCAACGAUCUCUUCCGCAACAAACUCAAUAUCUGGGUCAUCCGCAUAUGUGUCCUUCUCAUCAUCUUCCCCGUCGUGGUUGUGGCACUGCGCAGCCCGGAUAUCCUUCGUAUUUUUCUGAUCAGCGAUUUGGUCAGCGCAGCUGUGGUUCCAUGCCUCGUCCUUGGAUUGUCCGAGAAAUUCUACUGGUACCGUGGGUUCGAUUUUGUUGUCGGAGGCCUUGGUGGUAUUUUCACAAUCUUUUUGUUUGGACUGGUAUACUACAACGGCGAUGCGAAGCUCGCCAGCGCGUUGCUUAUCCUGGAAAGCGGAUUGUACGCGAAUGAUUGGAGCGUUUUCGGCGCCUUCGUAGCUGCACCAUUCGGAGGUCUGCUCUGGGGUUUCGGCGCCUGUGGUCUUCGUCUUGCUGCCUUGUUCGUCUGGGCCAAGGUCAAGGGCCGCCGCUUUGAUGCUUUGGACCGUCCUGUGCAUCACGAUCGGCAGGCGGGAUCAUUCGACGGUCACGACAACGAUACCGUCAUGGAGCACACCGUGGAGGCGCACAAGAGCGGAAAGUUCUUCUAAACGUCUUCUGCGAGAUGCACAUUUAUCGUGCAGUGAUCGCAUAAGAGGAAGACUGUCAUUCGCAGGCGGAAGUUGGAUACAAGUGGAGAAAUUGGAGGGGAGCAUUCUUCCUGUCUAGAACAUCGGCGUACUUAUCGCAGUAUUUAUAUCUCCUACGUACAUAUAUAGAGAAUUGAGGUUGGGGGUUAGAGGAAGGUGGUGGUAAUGUUUCAUACAUUCGUCAAUCAAUCAAUCAAUCAAUCAACC